AUGCGAGGCGACCCGAUUUGCAGGAGGGAGGACUGUUCUCCUUUCGACAUUGGCUUGUACUUUAAAGAAAUUGGCUCUUCAUCACCACAAGAUAAGCUGGGGUUCAUUGAGAAUGUGUGGAAACCAGGUGCGAUUUUUGAUUUCACACUGUCAAUAGAAAAUAGAAAGCCUCGUAAGUUUGUCUUUGAAUGGCUUAGAAGAUAUCCCUUGCUUGCAUACUAUAAAUAUCUCGAUGGAGCAUUUUGUUUUCCCUGUGUUUUGUUUGGAGUUGAAUCUGGUAGAAAUGCUCAUAAAUUAGACAAGUUGCUGAAGUCCCCACUCACAUGUUGGACUUCAGCGGCUUCCAGACUUACAAAACACGCCAGCGGUAAAUGUGAGAUGCACAAUUUUGCUGUAUUUGCCUUGGAUAACUUUUUGAAAACAAUGAGGCAGCAAGGGGCCCCAGUAGAUCAGCAGUUGAAUAAUAUUAUUCAACAGCAAAUCGAUAGAAAUAGGACGGUSCUUAAGUCUUUGUUUGAAACGAUAAUUUUCUGUGGGCGAAACAACAUAGCUCUCCGGGGUCAACGCGAUGAUGACCCAACAAAUGCUAGUCUAUCAGGAAACUUUCAGGCUCUGCUAGAAUUUCGAGUGCAGAGUGGUGACCAAAUACUGCAGAAUCACCUGGAAACUGCACCCAGAAAUGCAACUUACAUUUUUAAAACCAUCAAGAAUCAGAUGAUAGAAACAGUAGGUUCUUACAUUUUAACUAGUUUGUCAAAGGAAAUCAGAGACAUUAAGUUUUUCUCUGUUAUGACAGAUGAAGCCGCAGACAUUUCUAACAAAGAAAAUCUUUCUUUAGUGAUAAGAUUUCUUGAUUCAAGAAAUAUAAUUAGAGAAGAAUUUAUUGGRCAGCAGUGCAGCAGUAGCAGAAUUACUACUAAAACCAGACGUCCUUUGAACUGUGAAUAA
This is a messenger RNA of Actinia tenebrosa (Australian red waratah sea anemone), 948 nucleotides long. Its product is annotated as 52 kDa repressor of the inhibitor of the protein kinase-like. The record is from RefSeq and is a predicted model, not a curated record. Gene Ontology annotation, molecular function: protein dimerization activity. Lineage: Eukaryota; Metazoa; Cnidaria; Anthozoa; Actiniaria; Actiniidae.